ACCGCUAUAUUCAGUUGGCGCCAAACUUAAAGGAUUGGUUGGAUGUAUAGGUAAAGUUUAUCCACUCCUUCCAAUACUCUGUGCUUCACUCACCACCCCACCCGCCAUCUCUGUCGGUUCCUCCUCAUAAUUUACUUUCCUUCUUUCUUUCAUACCUGUUCUAAUUUCUAUCAUUUUAUUUACAUGUAACUCUACUCUUUCUUCUUCUUCUUCUUUGGAAACUGCUUCAAGCCCAACUAAAAGCUUGCUUUUAACAUUCCUACUAUAAGGUAAUUCGUUUUUUUCCUCUGUUGGUUGGCACAUAGUGAAGGAUAUGAACCACAGAUCAUGCUUGCAAGUCUAAUUCUUGAUAGAAAUUUGGAAUUUACUUAAGCCCACUUAAGUUUGGAUGCAUCUAAUUGAGAUCAUUUUGGCAUCUUUGAAUCUUGUCUUUUAAGAAAUUAGUAGUAUUCAAGCACAUCUAAAGUCUAUGGAAGUUGGAGAAACAAAAUGUUCAUCUGGCUAUGGCAAGCCUCCGUGGAUAUUUAAAGGCAGUGCACUAUACCAGCUUCAUCUUGUGAAAGCAGAAACUGCUCGACCAUUCAUCCCAAAGGAGUUGAGAUUAGUUGAAGCAUUUGGAUACACUCUUGGUGGCUUUUUCCUCGCUAGCUAUGAGGACAGUCCAGCUGGGGCAUUUGAUGAGCUUGUGGUGAUUGCAGGAAUCGUGUGGAAUCCCCCAACAUCUUGCGCAUGGGCUGCUAGGGUGCUUGUGAACAGUGAUGAAGCUUGUGAUCAUGGACGAAAGUACGUAGGGCUUCCAAGUCAGGUUGCAAGGUUUACUAAGCGAAUCAAUGCAGUUCAAGGGCAACCAAAGUGUAAAUUCAGGAACUUUCUGAACAUUGGUUUGGGUACAACUAAGACAUACUUUCCAAAGGAUUUCAUGGAUUUACAAGUGAGCGAAAUCAAGGGUGGUGCUGCUGAAGAUUUUUGUAACAUUAAAUUUUCAGCUACAGGGCCUGCACCGAAAUUCAACAAGAGGGCAGGGCUUGCAAUCAAAAUGUCACUGCCAAGUUUUAGUGGCCAUUCGGAGUAUAUUCCAAACAUUUUAAAGUAUUCUUGCCAUAUUGAUUGCAGGGUGAGAAUGGUGGAGCCAGUAAAAGUUUCAGGGCCAUCUUUUCCACCUAAAGAGGACACUGGUAAAAGCUUGCACCUCCAUGCUCACCUAACAGCAAACUCUGCCACUGAAGAACUGGUAGAUAAUGAACAUAAGUUGAGCAUAUCUGUGAUGUUAUCAAGGCCAAUAAUAGCUUUAGAAUUCAAUUGUUUGAAAAUGCGAGUUGAAGCUCCUAUUGUUGUCGCCAAUUGCUCAAAAAGUUCUUUAAAAGUUUCUUCUUGAUCAUUCUUGUACUGCCUAAUUCUUGAUGUUGUUUAUAAAAUUCCCUGAAGUUGACAUU
This is a messenger RNA of Mangifera indica (mango), 1433 nucleotides long. RefSeq names its product protein NEOXANTHIN-DEFICIENT 1-like. The record is from RefSeq and is a predicted model, not a curated record. The transcript is spliced from 10 exons. Lineage: Eukaryota; Viridiplantae; Streptophyta; Magnoliopsida; Sapindales; Anacardiaceae. The coding region runs from base 470 to 1375 and encodes 301 amino acids.